Messenger RNA from Cololabis saira (Pacific saury), 1788 nucleotides. RefSeq names its product potassium voltage-gated channel subfamily V member 2-like. The coding region runs from base 121 to 1707 and encodes 528 amino acids. The transcript has 3 exons. Gene Ontology annotation, cellular component: membrane; voltage-gated potassium channel complex. Gene Ontology annotation, molecular function: voltage-gated potassium channel activity. Lineage: Eukaryota; Metazoa; Chordata; Actinopteri; Beloniformes; Belonidae. Gene Ontology annotation, biological process: potassium ion transmembrane transport; protein homooligomerization. The record is from RefSeq and is a predicted model, not a curated record.
UUAAUGGGGCCAUGAGGCGUCCUGCUCGCGUCCUCCGUGAUUAAGAGACGGAUGUAUUACAGGCCGUUAUGCACGACGGCGUGAGCGCUCUGUAGUUUUAGGGGGGGCUAGCUGAACACCAUGGGGACCACCAAGAAGGUCGGGGACUUUCUGAGCCGGAGACAGAGUCUCUUCCCCAACUAUAAAGUCCAGGACGUGGACGCCACCCGAAGACCCUCGGAAACGGUUUACCCACUGGCCAAGGAAUGCUGCGUGAAGACAUGGAACUCCAUGCAGGAGCUGAGCCGAGACAUCUACGACAUCUACGCCGAGUACGAGGACGAGGAGGACGACGUCCCUGCGUACGGGUUCAACCGGCAGGUCUCCCCGUCCAAGAAGAACUACGUGAUCAACAUCAACGUGGGCGGGAAGUCGUACCAGAUCGCCUACAAGAUGGCGGCCAAGUACCCCAAGACCAGGAUCGGCCGCCUGGCCACGUACACCGACCACAACAUGAAGCUGGACCUGUGCGACGACUACAUCGUCACCAACAACGAGUACUUCUUCGACCGGGACCCGGAGGUCUUUCACAGCAUCUUCAACUUCUACCGGACGGGCGUGCUGUGGAUCAAGGACGAGCUGUGUCCCCGGAACUUCCUGGAGGAGAUCAACUACUGGGGCGUGAGGAUCAAGAACACGCACCGCUGCUGCCGCAUCUCCUUCGAGGAGCGGCAGGACGAGCUCAACGACCAGCUGAAGAUCCAGCGGGAGCUGGAGGCCGAGGUGGAGAUCGAGGAGAACGAGGAGCUGUUCCACGACAUGUUCAUGGGCCAAGUGCGCCGGGCCAUCUGGAACCUGAUGGAGAAGCCGUUCUCCUCCGUGAAGGCCAAGCUGAUGGCCGUGGCCUCCAGCCUGUUCGUGCUGGUCUCCCUGGUGGCCAUGACGCUCAACACGGUGGAGGAGAUGCAGUACAGAACCCACGCAGGAAACCUCAGCGGGAAAACCUACUGGGAGUACGUGGAGUCCUUGUGCAUCGCCUUCUUCACCAUGGAGUACCUGCUGCGCCUGAUCUCCACGCCGGACCUGCGGUCGUUCAGCAGGAGCGUGCUCAACACGGUGGACCUGAUCGCCAUCCUGCCCCAGUACCUGCAGGCCAUCCUGGAGUUCUUCGACCACGAGGAGAACUACGUGCACGAGGCCGACAUGCAGGCCGUGGGGCAAGUGGGGAAGCUGGGGCAGGUGCUGCGGAUCAUGAGGCUGAUGCGAAUCUUCCGUAUCCUGAAACUGGCCCGGCACUCCACGGGCCUGAGGGCGUUCGGCUUCACGCUGCGUCAGUGCUACCAGCAAGUGGGCUGCCUCUUCCUCUUCAUCGCCAUGGGCAUCUUCAGCUUCUCCGCCAUGGUUUACACCGUGGAGCACGACAUGCCGCAGACCAACUUCACCAGCAUCCCCCACGCCUGGUGGUGGGCGGCCGUGAGCAUCUCCACCGUGGGCUACGGAGACGUGUACCCAGAGACCAUGCUGGGGAGAAUAUUCGCUUUCGUCUGCAUCGCGUUUGGAAUCAUCCUCAACGGCCUGCCCAUUUCCAUCCUCUUCAACAAGUUCUCGGACUACUACUCUAAACUCAAGUCCAACCAGUACACGGCCUCCACCAAGAACCGCGGGAAAGUCCGAUUCGGCCCCAGGACAGUGAAUAAACUCGGACAAAUCUUCGGAAACAACCAAUGAUUUCUUUCCUUUUCUUUCUCUCUCUCUCUUUUUUAAGGUUUAAUGCUUUUAUGCUUUACCGCAAAAGUGUGCAUAAUACAU